This is a messenger RNA of Rhopalosiphum maidis (corn leaf aphid), 2537 nucleotides long. RefSeq names its product lipase 3-like. Gene Ontology annotation, biological process: lipid metabolic process. The transcript is spliced from 8 exons. The record is from RefSeq and is a predicted model, not a curated record. Bases 201 to 2069 code for a protein of 622 amino acids. Lineage: Eukaryota; Metazoa; Arthropoda; Insecta; Hemiptera; Aphididae.
GACGUUCGUUAUCGAUUUAGUAACGCAGUCGGCUGUGGGAGUUUGCCGUAUAUAUCGGAGAAUCGUUAUAGCUUUUAAUCCUUUUUUUUUCUUUAGACACGAUUCCCAUCGAUCGUUUUAUUAUACUAUAUUUUUUGUGGUAAUAUUAAUAUUUUCGCGAAAAUUAACCUUGACAUUUUGUUCUCGUUUCGGAUGUCAGUAUGAUAAAUUUAAAGACAACCAUUUCCUUCCUCAGGGAUCGACCAUUCGUUCAGCAGUUAUUUGUCAAUCUACUGUUGGCGCCGACAAUUAUUACGCUGACGACAAACGCUCCAACGUCGUCUGCCAUGAACUUGUUUGAAAACUACAGCUUGUCUACAGUGGAAAUAAUCCAAAACAAUGGUUAUGCCGUUGAAGUCCACAAUGUUAUCACGGCCGACGGUUACAUCCUGGAGUUGCAUCGUAUCCCCAGGAGCAAGCGCGGACAGGAGCCCACUAGAAACCAUCCGAUACUAAUCCAUCACGGAAUUCUCGGGACAUCGGCUGAUUGGGUUCUAGCUGGAGCUGACAUGUCGUUGCCCAUGCAACUCGCCGACGACGGGUAUGACGUGUGGAUGGCCAAUUGCCGCGGUAACACGUACAGUAGAAAACAUAUUUCGAUGACUUACAAACAAAAAUCUUUUUGGAAUUUCAGCUUACACGAAGUCGGGAAAUACGAUAUACCAGCUUCGAUUGAUUAUAUUCUUUCGACUUCGAAUACGCAACAACUCCACUACAUAGGUUAUUCCAUGGGCAGUUGUGUCUUUUUCAUUAUGGCUUCUGAGAGACCAGAAUAUCAACCCAAAAUCCGAUCACAAAUUAGUCUCGCGCCUGUUGCCUAUUUGUCGAACACCAGAUCGUCUCUGAGGUUUAUGGCUCCGUAUGCAAAAAUGAUGAAUAUCGUGUUUCAAAGGAUGUGGAAAGGGAUGUUAAUGCCACAAUCGGGUAUGCAAAGGUUUUUGGCGUCUACCAUAUGUAGAGAAAGAAUAACACAGAAAAUGAUAUGCGAAAAAUGUAUCAUAUUUUCCGUGUGCGGCAGCGACCCGUAUCACUUUGACACCAAAUUGAUUCCUCUCAUCAUGGGACACUUUCCGGCUGGAACGUCUUCGAAUCUCGCCGCGCACUUCGCACAAUUCAUAUUGAAAGACAGUUUCGGACAGUACGAUUACGGCCGAGCUUUGAAUUUGCGUCACUACAAUUCCACCGAGCCGCCAACGUAUGAUUUGAAGUCGAUCCGAGUACCCAUCACGCUGAUCUACGGCGAAAACGACAUACUAGCCGACACGACGGACGUAUUGAAACUGAAAGCCCAACUGCCUAUGGUUUUGGACGCGUUUCCGGCCAAUAGCCCGUACUUCAACCACGUGGACUUCCUGUGGAGCUCCAAUGUCACCGAACAGAUCAACAAUCCGGUCAAGGGAAUACUCCGGAAGACCGACGACUUGGGAUGGACGUACACGGGCCCCGCGGCCAACGCCGUCCGCGUGGACGCCGCCGUCCCCGUCAGCCGACCACCGAGCCAGAUGCAGCUGAACCCCGUGCCGGGCGCCACGAGCCUCGCGCCCAGCCUCGAGUUCUUCGCCGAGAACCUUGACGCGAUCAUCGCGAGCACCAUGCCCCAGCCGGUGGACGAGCGCGACGCGGCCGUGUUCGAACGCGAACGGGAACAGCAGAAGCUGUUGUUCGGCGGCGUCAUCAAGUUCGCGCUGGCGGCCGAAAAGAAGUACGGACAGCUGCGGGAGGAGAUCACCAACGAGAUCACCGGAUGGGCGGACGACGUGGCCACGGGCGCCGAGACGCGCGUCAAGCAGACAGCCGUCCUGGUGAACGGCAAGAUCGCGUUGGCCGGCCACUCGGUGGCCGGGGCCGUCGGCAAAGCGGAGCACUUCGUCGUCGACGGCGUGGGCAAGGCCGAACAGUCUGUGGUCGUCGGCAUCGGCAAGGCCCAGAACUACGUCAACUACGGCCUGAACAAGGCCGAUCGGGCCGUCGGAAACGCGCUGAACGCCACCGUGGGCCGCGUGAGCCGAGUGUUCUGGUUCUGGAAGUGACCGCGUCGGCUGUUCAGAAUCAUACGAUAUUAUGUAGUUAUCUCGGCCGCCGCGCGCCCGUCGUACGCACUCGACCGCUCGUCGCGGUGUCCGGUACGGCUGCAGUUAGUGUAGUUAUAGUUAUCUAUAUCAUUGUUAUAUAUAUAUAUAUAUAUAUACAUAUACUAUCGUGGUUACAAUAUUUUUAGUUAUUGUACUAUGGCGCUUACCUAAGCCGUGAACAAUACACGAUUUAGCGGUUUGUCGUUUAAGUGCCAUUAUUGGUUUUUUUUUUUUUUUUAUAUAUCAGUACCUACACUUUUAUGUACGCGUCAAACGCUCUUUUAUAAUAACACAUUAGUAUACUGUUUGCAUAGGGAUGUACUCGAGACGUUUUACUUGUGCGAGUCAUGUGAUCAUUUAUGUCAUGUUACGAUUGUCGCGAAAUUGAAUUUUAACGUGUUUUAUUUAUAAAUAAAAUUAAAUAUU